UGGAUUACCUGGAGCAAUAUCUGAUUACAAUUAGCCACAGGUACAGAGCAACACUGUCCCACUACAAAAGAGCAUCAGGAUUAUUUACCUGGCUGAAAAAAUGAGAAGGGAUUACAAAGCAAUACAUCGAUUGACUUGGCCAUGGCUAGCAUUGUGGAUUAUUCAGUCUCACGUCCAUUCAGCAUCAGGUAUGAUAUUUUGGACCGCAUAUGUGGAAGUGAGCUACACGAGCAUGGAGACUAAUCAAACGAGCAUAAAUGCAUGUGAAUGUGGAGUUUAUGGAUCAGAAUCACCAUUGAAACAGGCCAAAGGAUUCGUGGUGCUCCCAAACUCAGAUUUACUGGCCUGCCAAACAAAUACUACAUUCACCAUUAAGGAGAAGCCAUGGAUAGCUCUCAUCAAAAGAGGCAACUGUACCUAUACGGAAAAAAUUCAAGUUGCAAAGGAAGCAGGAGCAUCAGCUGUCGUUAUUUAUAAUCUUGAUGGGACUGGAAAUGGGACUAACACCAUGUCUUAUGCAGAGGCCUAUUUCUCUUAUCCACUCGUCAAUGGAAAUGACAAGAGAACACCAAAUUCAGAAGCCGGGAACAUAGUAGCAAUCAUGAUUGGAAAUGGCAUAGGCAGAAACAUUAAGGACCUCAUUGAGAGUGGAAUUGAGGUCUUUAUGAGGAUAGAAGUGGCAAGCCAACAUGGACCUUGGAACCCUUUUUGGAUUUACAUUAUGUCUUUCAUCUUUUUUGGUAUAACAGCCAUCAUUCUGGGCUACUUUAUCUUUGUAGUCAUUAGCCGAUUCUACCAGAACCGACAGCUUCAGAUUCAACAGAGAAAGCUUAAAAAAGUGGCAGAGAAUGCUGUUGCCAAAUUAGAAGUUCGGACUCUUCGGCGAACUGAUCCGGAAGUUGAAGCAGAAGAAAGCAGUUGUGUUGUUUGCUUAGAUUCCUUUAUGAGGUGUGAUGUCGUGACAACUCUGCCUUGCAGCCAUCUUUUUCACAAAACAUGCAUUGAGCCAUGGCUACUGGAACACCACACAUGUCCAAUGUGUAAAUAUGACAUUUUGAUAAAAGAGGAAUCCCCCGUACCACCAACAGAUGGCAGAUCAUACCCAAGCUCUGUGUCAGGUUUACUAGUCAACUCACCAAGAGCGCUCACAUACCCAGAGCAACAAGGUGAAGGCAGACUAAGCUUACCCACCCAGACUGUUGAAACUGCCGCAGAGCGAAACAGCAGCAGAACAGAUAACAGUUAUAUGAACCCAGCAUUUGAAGAAGAACAGCAGUACUCUGACCAUCGGAAUCCUGUUUGUCUGUCACAUCAAGUUUAAAAAUUUGAAAUUUCUUUAAUUGAAAUGAUCUAUCCUAAAAGAUUCUAGGAAUCGUAUGAUAAGAAAAAUAGAGUUGAUCUCUUUGAACAAGUACUAAUUGUAAUCACCCAUAGCAUACUGGUUUGCAUGUAUCUGAUAUAUACGAAUUAUAUGAAUUGUGGAAAAUAAAAAGACUUAGAUCUUUAUAUAAGGGUUUUGUAAGACCUUAAUUAAGAAACAAAUGCACUUUAGAGGUUUAAGAGUAUGUGUUUAUAGAUUUGGUGUACAAAUUUAUUUUAAAGAUCAUAAGAUCUGCAAGUGAUUUGCAUUUGUUUAAUAAUUGUGCGAUUAAAUAAUUGUCAGAGUUCCCCCAUAUACUAGAGGAUAAUCAUUAUCCCGACAAAAGAACAAAUAAAUACAUUUUAAUCAUGUCAGAUUCUGUUUAUUUAAAGACCAAUGCAUUUCUUUUAUGUAUGAGUGUAAGACAAAUAUGGUAAAACAUCUGUGGUGGA
Molecule: messenger RNA, 1812 nt
Organism: Clarias gariepinus (North African catfish)
Lineage: Eukaryota; Metazoa; Chordata; Actinopteri; Siluriformes; Clariidae
Gene: rnf128b
Product: RING finger protein 148
Exons: 8
Coding region: 101-1321 (406 amino acids)
Source: RefSeq, a predicted model, not a curated record